Oncorhynchus keta (chum salmon) is the source of this 3132-nucleotide messenger RNA. Its product is annotated as deleted in malignant brain tumors 1 protein-like. The record is from RefSeq and is a predicted model, not a curated record. Bases 887 to 2206 code for a protein of 439 amino acids. The transcript is spliced from 7 exons. Lineage: Eukaryota; Metazoa; Chordata; Actinopteri; Salmoniformes; Salmonidae. Gene Ontology annotation, cellular component: membrane.
GGAGAGGAGAAGAGAGGAAAGGUGUUGGAGUACAGAAUGAAAUGGAGAGGAGAGGAGAAGAGAGGAAAGGUGUUGGAGUACAGAAUGAAAUGGAGAGGAGAGGAGAAGAGAGGAAAGGAAAACUGAACACAUUGAACUUGUUGAAUUCAUUCUUAGAAAAAAGGGUUUCAAACAGUGUUCUUUGGCCGUCAUAAAAGGAGAACCCUGUUACAUGUAGAACUCUUUUGGGUUCCAUGUAGAACCCUCUGUAAAAUGGAACUAAAAAAGGGUUCUACCUGGAGGGGUUCUACCUGGAACUAAAAAGGGUUCUUCAAAGGGUUCUCCUAUGGGGACAGUGGAAGAAUCCUUCUAGGUUCUAGAUAGCCCCUUUAUAAAGAGUGCAGGACUAUAUUGCUGUAUUGGUUCUGUGGUUUUCUGUAAAACAAAGUGGCUCUUUGGUUCUGGUAAGUUAAUUAAGAUCAUCAGAAAUACUAUGAAACAUCCCCACUUUUAGAACCCAUUAACAACCAGGAAAAGUAGCCUACUUUUAUGCGUACUGAGGCAUGUGUCAUCUUCCCCAUCACAUCAUGAAAGGUCAUGUUGAUGUUCAUUUAAACUCUGUCUCUCUCUUCCUCUGACUCCUCCCUUUCUCCUCUGUUUCUCUCUGUCUUUUUCUCUCUUUCUCCUGUCUCUCUCUCUCUUUCUCCUCUGUCUCUCUCUCUUUCUCUCUCUGUCUCUCUCUCUUUCUCCUCUGUCUCUCUCUUUCUCCUCAGAUCUCCAGGCUCAAAGCGUCAGUCCACCAGCUGAAUACUCAGUCAGACUGGUGAAUGGGACCACUUCCUGUUCUGGGACAGUGGAAGUCUUCAAUGAAGGAGAGUGGUCAGGUCUUUGUUCUAGGUGGUGGAGAAUGAGGAUAGAGGUUAAGGUUGUGUGUAGAGAGCUGGACUGUGGGAAUCCUGUAUCUGAAUCUAGAGUUCUGGUUGAAUAUAGAAGAAGAGGAGUCACACUAUAUAGGUGUAGUGGAGAUGAGUCUUCUAUUAGACAGUGUGUCAUCAUAGGACCUGGUUACUGUUUUGGUGGAUAUUAUCAUCAUGUGAUCUGUUCAGAGUCUGUGCGGCUUGUGGAUGGAGCUGGUCUCUGCUCUGGGAGAGUGGAGGUGAAGUCCAAUCAGUCCUGGGCCUCAGUGUGUGAAGCUGACUUUGACCGGCAGGAUGCAGAGGUAGUCUGUAGGGAGUUUGGCUGUGGGGCUCCUGCAGCUCUACAGGGGGGGCUCUAUGGAGAAGGUGAGGGUCAGACCUGGGAUAAAGAGUUCCAGUGUAAAGGCAAAGAGUCCCUUCUCCUGGACUGUGACACCUCAGACAGAAAACACAAGACCUGCCUACCUGGUAAUGCUGUUGGACUCACCUGCUCAGAGCCUGAUGAUGUGAGGCUAGUGGGAGGAGGCAGUCGCUGUGCUGGUGGAGUGGAGUGGUACGACCAGGGAGAGUGGAGGACUGUGGGAGCUGAUGACUGGGAUGUAGCUGCAGUAGUGUGUAGACAACUGGGUUGUGGCUCCACUGUUUCAGUACUACCUGGAAACACCACUAGAGGGUUUAGAGUUUACUGUUCUGGGUCUGAGCCUUCACUGAGGGAGUGUAGAAGAAUGUAUGAUCUCCAUCCUGGACUCACAGUGAUCUGCUCAGAUCUCCUGGUCCAGCCUGAUAUCUUCCUGACUGACCCAAUGGGAGGGGUCUCCAGGGGCCACCAGGGGCCCGAGAUGUUCAGGGGCUACAACUUCACCAUCACCUGCUCCACUCAGCCACAGUACCCAGGAGGCUCCUUCCUCCUCACGUUCACCGGCUCCAACAGAACCCAGAUCCAGCCAGCUGUCAAUCACUCUGCUGCCUUCCUCUUCCCUGCUGCAGAUGACUCCCACCAAGGGAACUACAGCUGUGUUUAUGACAAUUAUGUUUUCUCUCAUAACUUCUCCUCUGAGAGUGAGCUCCUCUCCCUCACCAUCACAGCCUCUCCUCUGCCAGCCUUCAUCAUCAGACACGUUGUAGUGCUGCUGAUCCUACUGACAACAAUCACCACCUCCUACCUGUACUACAAGCCCACCAGGAGGCAGAAGAGAGUGAACAGGGUGAGCAGCAUGGAUCUUUAUGUCAAUGCCAUGGAGAUGGUCUCUCUGAGCUCCAGAGCUGAAGCUGGACCGGGAGAGGAGAGAGCAGCCCAGGGGACGGAGUAGGAGUAGAAUGAAUCUGACCCUACAUGCUUGAGAAUUCGUUUAUUUUUCUAGAACCUUGGAAUAAAUCUAAAAGGAGUGAUUGAAAUUGAUUGAUAAAAUAAAUGCUUUUCUGCUUUUGUCUUCAUGUCUUUACCUUAUUUAUCUUAUUUAGUGUCUCUUAGAUUCUUUAUCUUAUUUAGUGUCUCUUAGAUUCUUUAUCUUAUUUAGUGUCUCUUAGAUUCUUUAUCUUAUUUAGUGUCUCUUAGAUUCUUUAUCUUAUUUAGUGUCUCUUAUAUUCUUUAUCUUAUUUAGUGUCUCUUAGAUUCUUUAUCUUAUUUAGUGUCUCUUAGAUUCUUUAUCUUAUUUAGUGUCUCUUAGAUUCUUUAUCUUAUUUAGUGUCUCUUAGAUUCUUUAUCUUAUUUAGUGUCUCUUAGAUUCUUUAUCUUAUUUAGUGUCUCUUAGAUUCUUUAUCUUAUUUAGUGUCUCUUAGAUUCUUUAUCUUAUUUAGUGUCUCUUAGAUUCUUUAUCUUAUUUAGUGUCUCUUAGAUUCUUUAUCUUAUUUAGUGUCUCUUAGAUUCUUUAUCUUAUUUAGUGUCUCUUAGAUUCUUUAUCUUAUUUAGUGUCUCUUAGAUUCUUUAUCUUAUUUAGUGUCUCUUAGAUUCUUUAUCUUAUUUAGUGUCUCUUAGAUUCUUUAUCUUAUUUAGUGUCUCUUAGAUUCUUUAUCUUAUUUAGUGUCUCUUAGAUUCUUUAUCUUAUUUAGUGUCUCUUAGAUUCUUUAUCUUAUUUAGUGUCUCUUAGAUUCUUUAUCUUAUUUAGUGUCUCUUAUAUUCUUUAUCUUAUUUAGUGUCUCUUAUAUUCUUUAUCUUGAAGUGUUUCCAUUAGUCCAUGUAUUAUUGUUCAUUCUUUGUAUUUUGAAACAUUUUUUAAUAAAGGGGUCUUUUUCUCAA